Messenger RNA from Hemisphaericaspora subhashii, 258 nucleotides. RefSeq lists its product as uncharacterized. The transcript is spliced from 2 exons. Lineage: Eukaryota; Fungi; Ascomycota; Pichiomycetes; Serinales; Debaryomycetaceae. The record is from RefSeq and is a predicted model, not a curated record. The coding region runs from base 1 to 258 and encodes 85 amino acids.
AUGUGUAAAACUGAAAUUUGCGGAAUUUGCAACAAGAAAUCAUGGAGUGGAUGCGGUGAACAUAUUCAUGAAAUUAUGGACAGGACUUCAAAGGAUGGAUGGUGUACUUGUGAACCAUUAGAUGCUGAAGAAACCGUAUACGUUGCUGGUCAUGGUAUAUAUCCUCCAAGAGCAGGUACAGGAUUGAGAAGAGGAAGUACUGUCCACAUAGCCACUACUCCACCAAGAGACUUUAGUAAACUCGCUGUUCUUUAUUAA